GUAAAGCCACUGACGAGGCCCCGGCGGGGGCCGAAACGCGUCUGGCACGCGUUCAAUCCAGUCAUUCACAUCGACUCGAUUCUACAUUUCCUACAGGUUAUGAGCCCAAACGGCUUGGUAUGGGCACUGCGGUGUACGCGGAAUACGCGCUGGGGGAGUCCACGCUCAAGUCGUCGCGGAAGCAACGGGCUACGACGACAGGGGGAGCGGAACAUACAAGUGCGCGGUGGACACGCAGUCGCUCUUUGCGUUCGGGAAAAGGACGGGCGAGUUCUGCACAAGGAGGUGGUUUCGAGUGGUGUGAGUGGUGGAUCGAAAGAGGUCGAUCGAGAAGGGGAACAACAACAAGCUCAAGCAAGGCUCAAGGACGGCUACAAGGUGUCAAGGGACGACGUGGUGGUGAACAUGAGGGAGCCGGGAAACCUAGCGAACGCGGCAGCAACGGAUACGCUGGCCAGCGCGCAGGUGGUAAACUCUACAAGAAUGUAUGCAGUGAAGAGGCUGCAGCUGACAAGCAUCAUGCGGAGAGCAGCAGAAUGGCUGUACGCUCGUGACCAAGACGGCUACGACUCAUGUCGU
This is a messenger RNA of Phytophthora infestans T30-4, 579 nucleotides long. RefSeq lists its product as uncharacterized. The record is from RefSeq and is a predicted model, not a curated record. The coding region runs from base 120 to 554 and encodes 144 amino acids. Lineage: Eukaryota; Oomycota; Peronosporomycetes; Peronosporales; Peronosporaceae. The transcript has a single exon.